Messenger RNA from Cornus florida, 3891 nucleotides. Its product is annotated as conserved oligomeric Golgi complex subunit 1. Gene Ontology annotation, cellular component: Golgi apparatus; COG complex. The coding region runs from base 224 to 3436 and encodes 1070 amino acids. The transcript has 6 exons. Lineage: Eukaryota; Viridiplantae; Streptophyta; Magnoliopsida; Cornales; Cornaceae. Gene Ontology annotation, biological process: intra-Golgi vesicle-mediated transport. The record is from RefSeq and is a predicted model, not a curated record.
CGAAAAGUAUUUUGGACUGAACCAAACAAUCAGACUUACCUCAAUUGAAUUUUAUAGAUCUCUUUCAUAAAAUUGUCUUCUUACGCUCUAAAAUAUAUUUUAAUAUAAAAUUCGUUUAAAUUCGAGGGCAUUUAAAAUUACAUGAAACAGAUCUAUCAGAUUGUAUACUAAUCUUCAAACCCAUAUAUUGAAUCAGUUUGGAUUCUCCAAAUCCGCCAUUACCAUGAGAGUACCUUCGUCACCAGCCACCGCUGAUGGAGUCGGCGUUGUCGGCGGCGGAGGAGGUGGACACCACCGAGACAGACAAGCCGAAUCUCUCUUCCGCGCGAAGCCGAUUUCCGAGAUCCGCAAUGUGGAGGCCGGUACCAGGAAGCAGAUCGAGGACAAGAGCGAGGAGCUCCGGCAACUCGUCGGCAAUCGCUACCGCGAUCUCAUCGACUCCGCGGACUCCAUUGUCCAAAUGAAAGCCUCCUGCGAGUCCAUCUCCGCCAAUAUCUCCGCCAUCCACCACGCCAUCCUCCACUCCCUCUCCGCCGAAACCCCCAAAUUCACCGUCUCUCCGAACCCUAAACGGUUCAAAUGUUACUACGUCGCUUGCCGAGUCAAGUACCUGAUGGACACGACGGAGAGUAUCUGGGGGCGUCUCGACGAAUCCAUGUUUCUCGAAGCCGCGGCUAGGUAUGUUAGGGCAAAGCAGGUCCACCAUAGCCUUUUCAACAAUGAGGAUAACAAGGACAUGUUGCCGAAUUUUCCUCUGCUUCAGCACCAGUGGCAGAUCGUCGAGAGCUUCAAAGUACAGAUCUCGCAGAGGAGUCGGGAGAGGUUGUUGGAUCAAGCUCUUGGUCUCGGGAUCUCUGCGUAUGCCGACGCUCUCGCCGCCGUUGCAGUCAUGGACGAGCUCGAUCCCAAACAGGUUUUGUCUCUGUUUCUUGAUUCGAGAAAGGCAUGCAUUUUACAAAAAUUGAGUACUUGUUCUGUUGCCACUACUGCUAGUUCUGAUGUGAUUUUGGUAUUCUGUGAAGUCAUGAAGAUAAUUCAGGUUAGUGUAGGACAAGUAGGUGAAUUGUUCUUGCAAGUGUUGAAUGAUAUGCCAUUGUUUUACAAAGUCAUAUUGGGUUUUCCUCCUGCUUCUCAAUUAUUCGGCGGAAUUCUUAAUCCUGAUGAGGAAGUCAGGUUGUGGGAACUGUUUAGGGAUAAACUAGAGUCUGUUAUGGUUAUGCUUAGUCGAGAUUUCAUUGCAAAGACCUGUUCAGAUUGGUUGAGAAAUUGUGGCAAAGAGAUUGUUAAUAAAAUUAGUGGGAGGUACUUGAUCGAUGUGAUUGGUAGCGGUCAAGAGCUUUCUUCUGCCGAGAAGUUAAUACGGGAGACCAUGGAUAGUAAGCAAGUGUUGCAGGGGAGUAUAGACUGGCUGAAGACUGUCUUUGGCUCUGAGAUUGAGUUGCCAUGGAACAGAAUCCGUGAGCUUGUUUUGGAAGACGAUGUGGAUCUCUGGGAUGAAAUAUUUGAAGAUGCAUUUGUACGGAGGAUGAGAACUAUCAUAGAUUCCAGAUUUGAUGAAUUGACUGGAGUUGUUAAAGUGAAGGAGUCAGUUUGUGCUGUUGUGGAGACUUCUGCUGACCUGGUUGAUUUCCAGGCAUACUUAAAAAGAUCUGCUACGGCUGGUGGGGUUUGGUUCAUGGAGCCGAACAAUAAAAAGACUGGUCCCUUAGCUGGUUCCAGGGAACUGCCUGUGGAGAGUGAUUUUCACAGCUGUCUCAAUGCCUACUUUGGGGCUGAAGUCAGCCGGAUAAGGGAUGCAGUUGACAGCAGCUGCAAGAGUGUUCUUGUGGACCUAUUGAGCUUUCUAGAGUCUCCAAAGGCAUCUUUGAGGUUAAAGGAUCUAGCUCCAUAUCUACAAAAUAAGUGUUAUGGAAGCAUAUCAGCCAUACUGAUGGAACUCAAGAACGAGCUUGAACACUUGUCUGCUGCCCUGGGAAAUGGCAAAAGGGACAGUGAGUCUGUGCCUUUGCCUGUACUUGUUGAGAGAUCUCUGUUCAUUGGGAGACUCCUGUUUGCUUUCCAAAAGCACUCAAGACACAUACCAGUAAUACUUGGUUCUCCAAGGAUGUGGAUCAAUGAAACUGCGGCUGCUGUUUCUGGUAAGUCACCAUCCCUGUUGAGGCAUUCGAGCAUUACUAUUGAUUCUCCCAAGUUUGACAGCAUAGGAAAGAAAAUGCUUGACUCCUCUAAAAGACAAACUUCUCUGGCCACUUCUGCUUUGUUUGGAGUGGCUGAUAGCUCAAGCCCACAACUUGAAGAACUUAGUAGAAGAACAAGAGAUCUUUGCAUUAGAGCUCACGACUUGUGGAUAUCAUGGGUUUCUGGUGAGCUUUCAGCCAUUCUCUCAGAGGAUUUUAGACGAGAUGAUGGAUUAUCUACGACAAGUCCCUUGAGAGGCUGGGAGGAGACAAUAGUCAAGCAAGAGCAGUCUACCGAGAGCCAGUCAGAGAUGAAAAUAUCGCUCCCAUCCAUGCCUUCUCUUUAUAUUAACUCAUUUCUAUUCCAAGCAUGUGAAGAAAUUCACCGAGUUGGAGGUCAUGUACUUGACAAGACAAUUCUGCAAAAAUUCGCAUCGACACUACUGAAAAAGGUUAUUGAUAUUUAUGCGGACUUGCUUUCAAAUGAAGAGGUUUGCAGUUCUAAAUUGUCAGAUAAAGGGGUUCUGCAAGUUCUAUUAGACCUAAAAUUUGUUGUUGACGUUCUUUCGGGGGGCGAUUGUGAUACACAUGAGGAGUUAUCAAAAAAUUCAAAGGCGAAGUUUCCUUUCAGGCGGAAGCAAGAUGUGAAUCAGACAAAGUCUGUCAUCAGAGAGCAGGUUGAUGGGUUGAUUAGUCGUCUUUCGCAGAGGCUGGACCCCAUAGACUGGCUCACGUAUGAGCCAUAUCUCUGGGAGAAUGAGAGGCAGUCGUACCUACGACAUGCUGUGCUAUUUGGCUUCUUUGUGCAACUUAAUAGGAUGUACAUGGACUCUAUGCAGAGAAUGCCUUCUAAUUCAGAGUCAAAUGUUAUGAGAUGUUCCACUGUUCCUCGCUUUAAAUACCUUCCCAUCAGUGCUCCAGCAUUGUCUUCAAGGGGGACAACUAAGACAUCAAUUUCAACGUCUCUGGAUGAUGUUUCUUCAAGAAGCUCCUGGAGAAGUUUUACGAAUGAAGAACUCUCUCGAAAGAUUGAUAUUGAUGACAACUCAAGUUUUGGGGUGGCUGCACCUUUUUUGAAGUCUUUCAUGCAGGUUGGCAGCAGAUUUGGGGAGAGCACACUGAAACUGGGGUCCAUACUGACAGAUGGGCAAGUUGGAAGGUUCAAGGACAAGUCGGCAGCUUCCAUGUUCGGCGACAUUCUACCGGUCCAAGCCGCAGGUCUCCUCUCAUCCUUCACUGCUACAAGAUCAGACUCCUGAUUGCAGGCACACAUGCAGUCCCUUUUUCUCUUUAAAAGAGAUGGAUCUUUGUAGUUCAGAGGAGUGCGACACUUGGAAAUUGUCCAAAAAAUUUCAGAGGUUUCGAUGCUGUAUCAUUAAAGCUUGAUCCCAAGUUGAAAAUAGACGUUAUACCAUAUUGCAGUGGACAAUGUUGGAGAGGUGAAAAGGAAUCUGGGUACCGAAGAUGAUGAUGUCUCGGAGGGUUUUCACAGAAGGAAAAAUGUAAAGAAUUUUGAUUGGGGUAUGGAAGAAUGAGAGGCUGUGUUUGUCGACGAUUUGUAUUUUGUUGGGAUUGUGCAAUUAUAUAGUACAAAAUCAUUCUUUUUUAUUCUGGGUAGUGUCUGUGAAUUUAAAACCAGAUUGAGAAAGAGAAGAAAUGCGAUGAAUGCUACGCACAUAUACAUAUACAUAUUGUUAUCAAAUUAUUUUGGUUA